UUACAUACAUACCAAAUUCACUUUCUUUAUAAUCUCUAUUUUCUUCCACAGUUUCGUGGAGAGAAUUAUUAUAGUUUAAUAAAAUAAAAAAACCUAAAUUUUUAGUGUAAUCGAUAUAUACAAAAAAUGGUGUUAACUAACGAUGUUACUUUGCCAGAAGAGUCCGAAUUAACGGUCGAAGAAGUAAAUUUAUCGACUGCCACUUUGAGAGCAGGUUCUUUCCAUUUAGGAAAAUAUUGUGAACAAGCAAAUAAUGAAUUUAUGCUGUGUCGUAUUGAGGAGAAUGACCCUCGUAAAUGUAUUAAUGAGGGUAAAGUUGUAACGGCUUGCACUCUUGAGUUCUUCAGGAAGGUAAAGAAGGCUUGCCUUGCCGAGUUCAAUCAGUACGCAAACUGCAUUGACAAGAGCUCUGGUGACUUUGGACUAGAACACUGCCGCAAGACCCAAGGUGUCUUUGAUAAGUGUAUGCUGGAAAACUUAAAUCUUGAGCGCCCUCCGUUUGGCUACUUCUGUGAAGCAAGAGUUCACGAUACUAAGAGGCCUAAACCACCAGUUGAAGAGAAGGCCGUCUAUCCAGAUGCAACACCAGCUCUGCCCGAUGAUGUCGAAAGGAAACCAGCGCGCUUCGGUUCCCGACUCUACUGGAUGACCGAAUAAUUGCUACAUUUGAAACGUACAAGAGGGACAAAAGAUAUCCUGUCUCACUUGCACCUAGAAAGUAAAACAAUUUCAGUUGCUACACGUUUUUCUUUUUUUUUAAUAAAAUCAAGGUCAGCGGAUUGAUUUUUUAAUGUAUUUAUUAAACUCUUUUGUUUUACUUUUUAAUCAUAUUAGCAAAUAUCUGUAGUGUAAUAAAAUGUUGGCAAUA
Melitaea cinxia (Glanville fritillary) is the source of this 868-nucleotide messenger RNA. It is a transcript of the gene ND-19, whose product is annotated as NADH dehydrogenase [ubiquinone] 1 alpha subcomplex subunit 8. Gene Ontology annotation, biological process: mitochondrial electron transport, NADH to ubiquinone. The record is from RefSeq and is a predicted model, not a curated record. NCBI's taxonomy places the organism in Eukaryota, Metazoa, Arthropoda, Insecta, Lepidoptera, Nymphalidae. Bases 127 to 657 code for a protein of 176 amino acids. The transcript is spliced from 4 exons.